AUGAAAGUUUAUUAUGGUUUAGGUCAGACCAAUUCAAUUCAAAGUAGUGAGCCUAAUUCAAUUCAAAGUAGUGAGCGUGAUUCAAUACAAAGCAGUGAAUCUGAUGAGAUUGAUUCGAAACAAAGCAGCGAAUCUGAUGAGAUUAAUGUAGAACAAAGAAAUACCAAUUGCGAAUCAAAUCCUGAAGAAAAUAGGCAAGCUAUAUCUGAAUUCUUCCAAAAUCCGUCAGAUAGAAACUUAGCUGAAAAUUCUUUAAUGACAAAUAAUGAGCCAACUUUAGAUACAGGAAGAUUGCCUGAGAACUCGUUGGGACUAAAUAGUGGACAAAUGUUUGACUCUUUUCAAGCUAAUGGAAAUGUUUUAGCAACAAAUAAAGAAUCAACGUUCGUCUUACCCCAAGAAACUCAUGAAAUUCCGUCAAAAGAAAAUUCCGAGUAUAUUUUAACAAUAAAUGAUGUGCCAAUGUCAUGGUCAGACAAAGUUUUUGUAGAGAAUUCACCAGUAACUAAUGAUCAAACGUCUCCAGAUACUCGAUUACCUAGAAGCACUAAUAUAGGACGUCGACAACAUCGUUCACCAAGUCGUGAAAACAUGCAAAAUAGACAAGAUGCCCGAAAUCAUGAACACGGUGUUGGUUUAAGAAGUGAAUAUAGAAGUGGUUCUCUUUCAAAUAUUUCUCACUCUCUAAGUUCAAAUUAUAUGGUUUCAGAUGUAGAGGAACAAAAUUUGAUCACAUCACAAUUAUCUAUUAAUUCAAUUGAUUCAAGAUCAAUAUCUUCAGUAGAUCCACCAAUAAUUAUGGUGUCUUCUGAGCCAAAUGAACUUUAUUAUCCUUUGGAUACAUUUCCAAUAAAUCCAACUAUUUAUAAUACAUCAAAUAAUUCGUCUUAUACUUCAUCAGAUUUGAUGGAUACGAAUCAAUUAUCAUCUCUUACCAAUUCAGCUAUGGGUCCCAGAACUACCAUGGAUCUCCAAACCACGACAUCCUUUAAUUCAGAACAUAUCAAAAUUGAUUCGAAUAUACUUCAACUAAAUGAUAAUCCUAAUAAUUCGAGUAUGAAUCCCAAACGCCGUCUUACUAAAUAUACUGCGGCUUGUACUCCCUGCAAAUCAAGAAAGAUUAAAUGCGAUGGUAAAAGUCCCUGUGCGAAAUGUAUCGAACAUAACCGUGUAAAUAAAUGUGUAUUUGUUAAACAACUUAAGAGAGGUCCUAAAAAAAAAUCUAGCACAAUAUCAAAGACAGAAUAUCAACAAUGGGGUGAAAAAUUAUGGCGACGUCUAUGCAAUAGGCAAGAAGUACAAAAAUUAUUCAAAGUCUGCUAG
Messenger RNA from Scutellospora calospora, 1323 nucleotides. The record is from the annotation of a GenBank genome assembly. Lineage: Eukaryota; Fungi; Glomeromycota; Glomeromycetes; Diversisporales; Gigasporaceae.